UCUGAUAUAUAUCCAAGGUUUUGAAAUACAGUUUUCCUCCCAAUAUAUAGUAAUAUUUAUGUGGUUUGGAGUAAUUAUUAAGAUUAUGGCACAAACUGUGAAAGCUAACAUCACACCAAGUUACCACUUACUUUAUUAAUGUUAAUCUUCUCCAUCUUUUUUUUUUCUUCAAUGCCCCACACCUCUUGUUUCUAUGCAAAACCUGCGUAUGUUUCUCUGUACUCUCACUGCACGUUCUGUUUUUGUCUGCAGUGUCACUGUCCCUGUCUUCUUCAGCCACACCAAGAGUCCCUCUCUUGCACACCAAUCUUUGUUUGAGACCCUUUUUCUCUCUCUCUUUCUAACCAGCAUUGGAGCCUUGAAAGCAUGGAACUUUCCUUAACCUGUUCCAUAACUUGAAACUUCUAGAAUGAUGCAUUAAUUAAAGGGGUUGCAAGCAAACGGCACCUAAUCCAUUUCUCAAUUUUUUUAUAUACCCUCCAACUUCUCUCUUUUUUUUUUCUUUCUUUUGUUUUUGUUAUAUAUAUAUAUAUAUAUAUUCUUAGUAGAAGAGGUGCUUAAACUUUGAGGUUUGAAAAUUUUGUUUGUGUUUUUAUUGAAAUGUCAAGUCUACAGAUGUGUCAUGUGGUAGAUUUGGAGCAAGGGAGUCUCAGUCACCACCACCGUUCAGUGAGUGGCAGUGACAUGAGCAUGUGCUUUUCUGAUGCUGAGAAUGGUUCAUGCUAUUCCCAUUUCUAUUCAACAAAUGGUGACCCUUAUGAUGAUUACACAUUUGGUUGUGUUUCUGAUGCUGAGGAUGGUGGUGAUGUUGAUUUAAGGAGGGCUUCUUCUGUCACUGAUUCUGUGGAGGUGGAAAUUGAAAGUGGUGCUCCUGAAAUUAAGGUGCAUUUAGCCAAAGUGGAGAGGGAUUGCAGGAUUUGUCAUCUUGGUUUGGAGAGUGAUGAUAGUCAAGAAGAGUCCGGAGUUCCCAUUGAAUUGGGGUGUUCUUGUAAGGAUGAUUUGGGUGCUGCUCACAAGAAUUGUGCUGAGGCCUGGUUCAAGAUUAAGGGGAAUAGGACAUGUGAAAUAUGUCAUUCUGUUGCACGGAAUGUUUGUGGGGCAAAUGAGGAGACAACACAUACUUUGAGUGACAGCAGCAAUGCUAAUAAUGCAGCAUCCACAAUCUCAACAUCAACAGAACCUCGAAGAUUUUGGCAAGGCCAUCGCUUCCUGAAUUUUCUGCUUGCUUGUAUAGUUUUUGCAUUUGUCAUAUCGUGGCUUUUUCAUUUCAAUAUGCCCUCCUCGUAAUUUUUCUAAAGCAUAACUUUUUUUCUUUACUUAUAUUUUAAAGAAAAAUGAAAUCUAAUUUAAUGGGGGAGGGGGUGAAGAGAAAGAGGAAGAAAAAUAGAAAGGAGAAACCACAAUCUAAAAUAGAGAAUUGAUUCUUAGAGAUAAUUAAUGUUCUCAUUUUAAGGCCUUACUGGGGCUAUGUAAGUAGGCAUUUAUAUCAUCCUUGCCUCUAUGCAAGUCAACAGUUCGUGAUUUCGUCAUUUAUGUUGUGCAGUCUUCCUAUAAUAUUGGGUCUUUCUUUAUAGUGCUUUCUUAUUCAGACAAAGGUAUAUAGCAGAGCUUGUCUAUGUUUAGAAAAAAAAAUCCCCCCUAUUACUUUA
Glycine soja is the source of this 1649-nucleotide messenger RNA. RefSeq lists its product as uncharacterized. Gene Ontology annotation, molecular function: zinc ion binding. The record is from RefSeq and is a predicted model, not a curated record. The transcript is spliced from 2 exons. The coding region runs from base 601 to 1287 and encodes 228 amino acids. Lineage: Eukaryota; Viridiplantae; Streptophyta; Magnoliopsida; Fabales; Fabaceae.